AUGAAUUGCGGAAAGUGUCGAGAUGAACUAAUCAAGGAAGACGGAUUAUUUUGCAUGGAAUGCAAAACAUGUUUUCAUCACUAUUGUCAAGGUAUGAAUGAUAAUAGUUUUGGUAAAAUGUCAAAAAAUACGAAAAGCAAAUGGGUCUGUAGUGAUUGUAAAACUGAAUGGAAUAACAAAAAGGGUAAUCAGAGCAAUAGCGAUAAAAAUGAUGAAAUAAAGCAAUUAACGGAUUCAGUUAAAUAUAUGAGUGAUAAAUUUGACCAGUUCAAUUUAACAGUGGGGAAAAUACUUAAUGAGAUGAAAGAACUUAGAGAUCAAAACCAGAAAUUAUUUGAAAAAAAUGAAAAACUUUCAACUGAGGUUCAACAAUUAAAAGCGAAAAUUGACGAGUUGGACCAGAAGUCAUUGGAAAAUGCAGUUGAAAUUACUGGUAUACCUAUAAUGCGAAACGAAGAUUGUAAGUCUAUAGUUCAAGAAAUAUCAGAAAAAUUGGAAAUAAACUGUGAUGUAUUGAAAGCUUAUAGAAUAACAACUAAACAUAAAACCGAUAUGAAGAUAAUUGCUUGGUUAUCAAAUAAUAAUGAUAGAAACCGGUUGGUCACUGAAGCAAAGAAAAAUAAAUGGGCUGCUAAUCAGUAUCGGGGCGAUUGGCCAUCAUCUAAAAUUUAUAUUAAUAAUCAUCUGACAAAAUUUAGAAGAUUAUUGUUGUGGAAAACGAAGACAUUGGCGAAAGAAAAGGGCUACAAAUACGUAUGGAUGAACUCAACAGAUAUUUUAGUUCGUAAAGAUGAAAACACCAAAGUUACGAGGAUAUAUGAUGAAAUUGAUUUAAAUAAAAUAAUAUAG
This is a messenger RNA of Macrosiphum euphorbiae (potato aphid), 849 nucleotides long. Lineage: Eukaryota; Metazoa; Arthropoda; Insecta; Hemiptera; Aphididae. The record is from the annotation of a GenBank genome assembly.